Linepithema humile (Argentine ant) is the source of this 8616-nucleotide messenger RNA. RefSeq names its product UNC-79 domain-containing protein (gene unc79). The record is from RefSeq and is a predicted model, not a curated record. Gene Ontology annotation, molecular function: protein binding. NCBI's taxonomy places the organism in Eukaryota, Metazoa, Arthropoda, Insecta, Hymenoptera, Formicidae.
AAAAUGCGCGCACAUCUGUUUCUCGCUUAUCCUCACUUGCUUUACUAUCAAAUUGCGGACAGUUCUUGUCCGUAUCUACACAUGUACAUUCCGGAGAGAUGUCAAAAAUAAUGACAGUACUUUCUGUUGAUUAAAGUCAUUCAAAUUGACAAUAGUGCUUAUUUUUACUUAGGGUUUUAUUGUUGGAGCUUAAUCGUUGCGAUACAAAACGUUUUGAUAUAUAUCUGUGUAUAAAGUGAAAGUGAAUUCGUUUAAUUAGACACGAUGGGAACCAGAUUUGCAGCAUAUAGUUUAAAGUUGACUAGUUUGCAUGAUUAUUAUCAACGACUACUUCACGGGAGUCAGCCGAUGCCUUCCGGUUUGGACAUUGCGAAUACAUUGAAAUAUUUUUCUCAAACCUUGUUAUCUCUAUUAAAAGAAGUACGCGAAGUGCCGUUCGAAAUGAUCAAAACACAGAAGUUUGAUGGGGAACGGAUGGCAUUAUAUCCAAAUCUGGAUUAUAAACAGCUUUACAAUGCAUUGACGCAGUUAAUUGAUGUUGUGCCGUUGAUCCACAUUGGUUUACAAGCGUUUGGGAAAGCUUUGUUGCAGUGUCUGGCAUGCUUAUUGCCGUUUCUCGAUCACGAUCUGAUUGACAAUUUAUCGUACUUAACUGCUAGUACGAUAUCGGUUCUUCCCAUGGAGUUACAUGAAGAAAUCGUCAAUUACCUAUGUUUUUACAUUUUACCAUUUACUAUCACGAGAAGAAUCGAAAUUGGGGAGGAGAAUGCUGCUAGUCAAUCAGUAGCUGCUGUUAUAAUGAUGGUAUUUCAAUAUUCCAAUAAUCCAGCGCAUCACUGUCAAUUGCUGGAAUGUCUGAUGGCUUUGAAACCAGGAGUCGUCAAAGACAUACUUUGCGUUGUUGCUUACGGUACUGCGCCGGCGAGAGCAUCUGCUGCAAAAUUACUUUUCUACUAUUGGCCGUCGUUCAAUCCAAAUCUAUUUGAUCGUCGUGCGGUGUUGGUAAAAUUUGCUAAUGAUCUCACUCCGUUCGUGUGCCAACGAGAUAGCUGCCCGAAUGCUGGCAACGCAGAAGCUGGUAAAGUUUGUUACGAUCAUCGCAUCUCCAUCACAUUUGCUAGCGAAUCUCCGCCUCCUCUCUAUCUUUGUAUCGAGUGUGCAAACGAGAUACAUCGAGAACAUCCGAAUCAGAUGUUUUACGAUAUUUUGCAUCCGAUGCAACAGGUGUCUAUGAUUUGCGAGAACAAAAACUGCAGAGCGGCGGACAAAUCAGCUAUCAGCAUUUGCUUCUCAACAGAAUGCGCGAGUUAUAAUGGAAAUCAUCCAAUACGAUAUUGUCAGCAGUGUCACAAUAUUCGUCAUAACAAUCGUCGUGGCGGUGAUCAUGUUUAUCAUAUGGCACUUCCACACAUCUCCCAAUUGGAUUCGCAAACGCAAACUUAUAUGGUUCAAGCUAUUGUCAGUUUGCUGAGGGAAGCUGAACCGCUAAGUAUCGAUAGUAAUCGUGACACGGACAUAAGUACUAGUACUACUAAUAAGGGUGGUAUAGGAUUCUCAGGUGGCGGAUCCGGAAGCGGGAGCGGUGGCGGCGUUAUCGGUAAUACGUUUGGAGGUCACUACGAUCCUACAAGUUUGGAGGAGCGACAACUCCUUGGCAGAUACGGCGUAUGGCUGCUCGUGGGACUUUGUACCCCUAACGAGGAUACCCCGGUUGAAAUACUGGGCCGUUUGUUAUCAAUGUUAUUUCAUUGGUUUCAUGUCACUGCCUACUGUUUCGAUGGCCAAGCAGAAAGCGCGCUUGAAAAGCUGAAGACGGAGUACAUCUGCGGCUGGCUUUCGGAAGUUAUGAAAACACAUUACGAAGUAUUCAUUUCCUGUCUUCUACCGCAUCCUGCGGACUACGUUAGGGUUGGAGGUCAUUGGGAAACCUUAGCUUCGCGGACAUCGCAUCUGAAGGAGGGAUUGCAUCGACUAUUCUGUUUAGUUCCAUACGAAGUAAUUACACCCGACGUAUGGGAUUAUGUGAUGCCGCAUUGGAUGGAAGCAAUGGUGAACGACGUUCCGGAACACGAACUUCACGAGCUAAAAAUAAUAUUGAGCAAAAUUUUGGACCGGGAUAUGAAUUCUUUGGGAUUUGAUGCAAAGAAGAUGUAUAAUUUUGUAGCAAAGCGGUUUGUCAAUACGAGUGCAAAAAUACAAGAACAGGCCCUUCAUUGGUUACAAACGCUUACCAUGCUGGAAAUAACGAUACCUAUGGAUCAACUAUUUUCAAUAUUCAGUGACGGAGUUGCCGUUAUGCAAUCAAUGAACUCUGCAGAAUCAGAACAGAAACCAAGCAAAUCUGUAAAGGAUGAGGACGGAAAUAUUACAUGUUCUAUAGUGGAAAAUGAUUCAGGGAAAUCCACGCCACUUUCCGACGAUAUGAUACCAACACCGAGACAUAUGGAAUUUACAACAAACGCGGAACUUAAUUUGUCUUGUUGCAUUCUUAUGCUUGACAUAUUAUUAAAACAGAUGGAGCUUCAAAAUGUAGAUAAACAUACUGGAAUUAACACAUCGGUUUGUCGAGAUGCUUGCUAUUUGAUGAAAUCCAUAGUUGCGUCUAAUUGGAACAACUGUCAUGUGUGCAGUGUAUCGGACAGUGAAUGUACUUAUUGCGAAUCGAGGGUGAUUUGGCAUCAACUAUGUUUGCAACUGAUUACUUACAUGGCACCGGAAAAUCCAGCGCAUCCCCCUGAUCCAAUUAUAGAUGAAACUUUAGAGGAUCAGAAAAAUAAAAAUUCACCGGAAACGGGAAAGAAAAGUGACUCGAAAACGGAUGUAAUUAUCAACAUGCCCGUGCCGGAGAUGCACUCUGUAGGAGGAGUUUUAGUUCAUAUGCCACACUUCUUCGAACAGAUUAUGACAGCCACCGUAGAGACUGUUUCGGAACAGUUGGAUCUUGCAGCUAUCAUGCCGACAGAGAAAAUUAUGCCUGCCGUUGUGAGAACGGUUACAUUGUCGGAAACGGAUCUUGCUAGUGCAACGGCGAGCGUAGCGAAAACACAUCUGAUGAACGAAAAUGAAUCUUCGAAUCCAAGUCCGGAAGCUGAUCUAGACGACUUCUGGCAUACCUCCAUGGGAAAAUUUCGUUUCACGAUAGAAGAAUUACCUGAACAACUUCAAUACAUUCAUAAGCUAUUGAAGGAGAUAAUGACAAUUGACAAACCUGACAUCCUUUACUACAUGCUGCAGUGUUUAAAUGUGUUGUGUUUGUAUGGCGACGCAUUUAAUGUGGCGGUAAAGGAUCAUCAGGGGUUCUUUAUAUGGUGUCAAGAGAAUUUGUUAAUAAAAAAUUUCUGGGAACUGUUAAAUGCGGAGCACUCGCAUAUAGCACAAGUGACCGUUCCGUUAUUAUUACACUGCGUGACAUUACCUUGUGGCACCGAUACUUUUUGGCGGCUUGUACAAGAAGAGUUUCACAAUUCUGAUUGGCGUGUUAGAUUUGUCGCAGUCGAACGUGUCACGUUAAUUGCCAGAUUUAUGGAUUCAACGCCAUUGCGGAAUAUGUCGAGUCUUCAAGCGGCGUUAGCGAAUGCGUUUUGUUAUUUAAUUAUGAGCAUGGACGACAAUAAUGUGUACGUUGCUCAGCGUGCAACCUUAUAUCUCGGUACCAUUCACGACACAGCAGUUAGGUCGUUAAUUUUAUGUCUGGAGACACAAUUCGAUUCCGUAAUCGUAGAUCGACCAAUGGUAUUGCAAUCGCUCUACCAACUGCACAAUAGCCUCAGCGAUCGACGUAUCUUGACAUGGGAAUUUUUUUUAAAUCGAUUCGACACCCUAUUUUUAGAGGCUCAACUUAAUUUGGAAAAGUCGGGAGAUACAGCUUAUUUACGUGACUUAAAAAAUACGGAUCUGAACAGCGAAGUGUUUAUGAAGAAAUUGCAUCGCGCGCAAGAGGCGUUAUCUCAAUCUGACGGCAGCGGGACAAGUUCGGUGAAAACGUUGAGCGCGAGUUUCGGCACAAAGUGGCCUUACAAGCGUACGAUGUCCGCACCAGCGUCGAUGAUACCUCGACAAGACACUAAGCAAGAAAAGGAAAAGGUGUACAGCCGACAGUAUUCCGCACCCAUCCUGAAAAGGAAGAGCUCGAGAUUCGGACUGGGUCAGUUACUAGGGUCUACCCCACCUAAUAACAGUAUUCAAGAUGGUCAUAUACAUUCACUAAACAUGGUUGACGAAGCAGCUAGCACGCUGCCAGCGUACACUCAUAAAAUCGUGGAUCUUGAAGAAGCGGAUAAAGAAACGAUGCAUUUGCUAGUCUUUCUCUUGAUGCAAUUUCUUUCGAGACAAGAUCAGGCGUAUCCGACGGACGAGAAACCAAUGUCGAAAACACAAGGCAUAGUCUUGCGGCACCUGUAUCUUCUUUUGGGAUAUAAUCAAACUGAGCGCACUUUCCAUACUAAUCCGCAACGUCUAAGGUAUUCACCAGUGUUUAACGUCUUCAUAGCGAAUUUACCGCAACUAUUAGAUCAGAAUCAUGUGAUGGGUUGGUUAAUGACACCGUCAGUUCUGGCAAUAUUACAACAUUGCCCCUGUCCUCCACAAACUACACCUCCUACUGAUCAUCAACCGCCUAAUUACAGUCUUUGGUAUUUGGAGCCACACAUCAGGCGAUCUUGGUUGAUGUCUCUGCUUGUUAUUUUAUACAAGUGUCAGUACGGACAACAACUGUGGUGUAAUCAACUUCAAGCAUUAGUGAAGAUAGUGUUGAACACACUCGACACACAACAUCAUCAAUGUAAGAGGAUCCCGGCGACUGUAGUCAUGGGUGCUCCACCUUCAAGAUCUCGCGAUGUGUCUCAACCUUCGCUCGGAGUGGAACACGAGUCGACGAACGCAGAAGUAGACGCGGAAACUCCGCCAAUACGAGGACCAAUAGUCGCGCAUCAACGCAGUCCUGGAGGGAUGCAUGGACAAAUGGAGACUCACUGGGAGGAAAACAAUGGUCCAACGUCUCGUUAUUUUAACAAACAUUUCACCAGCUAUUCGAUCAAUGCGGAUGAUACGGAAUCUGAGCUGGCCGCAAUCCCUGAGAGUCCAAAAUCUGACAGCACCUUACACGGCAGCAGUGCAGGAUCCUUUGGGGAGUUAGAGGAUACAGUUCCUAGAAAUACGUUUUUUCAAGAACCACGCACGUCGAUCGUAUCGGACAAGAUGAACAUAACUGAACCAAACAGUCAGAACAUUAAUAAAGCAAAAGCGGAAUCUGUAACAAAACCUACAUGGUUUCUGGGAAAUGAAGAUGACACUUGCCAGGGAAACAAAAGCGGGGCUCAAAAGAAAUGGAGUGUUUACGAAGGAGUGAAAAUGAUGGUAACGAGCACAUUUUUAACUGGACAGCAAGAACCUCUAAAAUAUCAGCCUAAGACAAUUAUGCCUUCGGUAAAAAACGGUAAAGGACCGUUUAAUGGAAAUACCAUUUCGAAACCAUAUGAUUUCUCAAGUGCUUUAGCUAUUGCAACGAGCAUUUCUAAUGUUCAAAGGUGUGAAUUAUCGAAGGAGAAGGAUAAAGAGAAGGAAAAAAAAGAAAGGGAAAGGGAACAGAGGAAAGAGAAAGAGGAAGAAAAAGAAAAAGUAUUUGUAAAAUCCGCAGGCUCUGUCAAUAAUACCGAGUCGUUGAAUACGAAACAUUUAGGUAGACAGAAACAUGUGGAACAGAUUACUAUUACAGCUAUAUCACCGGUUUCACCUUGCCAAGUGAUUACAGUGACGAAUAGUGACCACUCGAGUUCACCAGCAUUGAGUUCUUCUAUAUCGUCGCAAGUUAUGAGUACGGAGAAUGGGCAACAGCAGUUAAUUCCUGCCGAUCCACCUUUGAUGACUGCUCCGACAGUCGAACGAUUGCUGCCCAUUGGUACAAUAAUACGUGCCACUGGAUCGCGAACUGCGCAACGUGUGUUAAAAUGUGAAGACACGUACGGAUCUCCAGAAUCACCAUUAUCAAAAAUGGACAUUUUGACAGUUAAUUCAUCGUUUGAGCAAGACAGCGAAACUUGCAUGUCUAGUGAUAUUACAAGUCCACAUAGUAUUUCUCAGUUAGAACUCCCAACGCCGGAACGAUUGCUACCGGUUGGUCCUCAGAGAGAAUUUUCUAGCUUAGUCGAGCGAGUACGUCAAGUCCUCGAUAUUUCGGAUGUCGAAGAUAUGAAUAAAUCAAAUGGAAGUGCAAAACGUGACACUCACGACAUAGUACUCGUGAAGCAGGAUAGCGGGACAUCUGAAAAUGUGUCAACAUCACUCGUGCCGGCGUGCAAUGAAAUUAAUUCGAGUAGAUCGCCAAGUCCGAGAAGAUUAAUUAAACAGGUGGCUUUGGAAUCAUCUCCACCAGCGGUUGAUUCCGGAGAUUUUGUUUGCUUAAAAGCAACAGACUAUGAUCAAAAGACGAAAUCAAAGGAUCAAUUCCGUAUUCAACGCGAUAGGACACGGAAGAGCACCACCACAAUGGAUCAAGAUGCGAUCACUCACGCGAGGCGGACAGAAGCCUGGUGCUCGGAAUGCGGAACGAUAAGAGAAGAAUAUUCCGACGAGGAGCUUGGAUUGUGCAUAAUAACUUUGGGAACGUUCAUUCAUCGAGAGCCAUCCUUAGCGGCGCCGUUAUUGCCAGAAAUACUUGGCGUGGUUACCAAGGUUGGACUUAACGCGAUGUAUCCUUGGCAAAGCGAAACGAAUAUGCAUUUGCCGGGUGGUGCAGUCAGCGUAGCGCAUCAGUUUCUCAGAUGUGUCCUUCAUCAAUUAGCACCCAAUGGAAUAUUUACGCAAAUGUUUCAGACUCAUUUGAACGAAACGACGAGGUUGCAGUUUUUCAAGAGCGUUGCACAAGCCUUGAUCGAUUUUAACGAAUUGAAUCCCAUUGCGCCUUUGCAAUUGUUGCUCGAGACAUUAAACAUGAAGAAAUCAUUGCCGCUGGAACGGUUGCCAAUAAUAUUGUACAACAUAGCGUGCUAUUUGGAUUGUUUGCCGUUAGAAGCCGGACUGGGUCCUGGUGCGACCACGUGGAGUGGACUGUUGGUGCAAUUUGAUGGAUUAUUUCGAAGACUCGUUCUUUUGCUUCCUUCUAUAGAAGAUAUUACUCCUCUUCUGCGAAUUAUGAUUUCGAUAUUAAAAGUGCCAGGAAUUCAGCAAUCAAAGGGAAUGCUGGAUCCAUUUUCCAAAGUGUUAAGUUACGCUAUACAAAAUUCAGCAUUACAAUACAGUUAUUUAACGGACUUGUGCUACUUGUGUCACAGAGGAUUCACCCGUGAUCGUGAUAAACACUUUUUCGGAAGGACAAUUGUAUUCGAACUAAUUCAGGCCAUUAAGUUUAAAAUCACACUACCAGAUUCAAACUUUUUGCUACUUCUUCAAUUCGUUCUCCAGGACAUUGGAGGAUCCUUGCCUAAUACUAUUAUCGCAAUGGAAAAUAAUAUUCAAACAGACACGUCACCAAUCUACAACACAAAUGCUUCUGAAUCUUUAAAAAGUCAAUUGUCGGAUGUCCUUGAGUUUUUAGCUGAUUUUCAUACUUUAAGCAAGAUCAAGAGCUACAGCAAAGGCAUGCAAGCGGGAUUAAACGAGGAUACGAUAGGCGGAAUGUUAAAGUGCGGUCUUGCUCAAUAUGUAGCUUUAGAGAUAACGAGAGGCAACAAUAGAGAAAACAGAGCCGUCGCGCGUUAUUUGCCUUGGUUAUAUACCGCACCAUCUACUAUACAACAAGGUGCUCGUGAAUACGUCGAUUGUAUCAGUCACAUCAGAUUGUUAUCCUGGCUGCUACUGGGUUCCCUUACUCAUAUAGCAAUGUAUACUGGCAACAAUAACAGUCAUACCCACUCAACGAUACCAUUGGCGCAACCAAUACCUCAAGAAGUGUCUUGCCACAUCGCCGAUCAUAUACAAGUUAUUUUUGCGGGAUUUCCAGAACAAUCGAAGACUUCGGUUCUCCAUAUGUCGUCGCUUUUCCACGCGUUCAUUCUUUGUCAACUUUGGACGAUGUACUUAGAAGAAAUGUCGAAAAAUAAUGCAUCAAACAGCGAGGGUCAUAACAUCACCAUGAACAUUUUGUUAGAAUUUUGGGGAAAAAUAACGCCGUGUAUUUUACAACUCGUUUCCUAUUCUAAGGCUCUGUCUGAAAUGCUUAACUUGCAUUUCUUAAGUUUAUUAGAAGCCUUGUUGGAAUGCGGAUCAAUUCUGCUAAGUAAAUUAUUACCUCUAUGGAAUUCAAUUUUAUUUUCUCAUCAUGUUCAGUUACCAGGGCACCUACAAGUGCGUUUGCAGAAUUGUCGCGAUUUCCCACCCAGUAGAAUGGCAGAACAUUUUGUUUCCAAUCGAAAAGAAUCAAACGCGAUACUCCUACGAUGGCUACAUCGAUUACAAUUUAAGAUGGGCCAAAUAGAAAUGCAAUCUUCCACCGCUACGCAAUUCUAUUCCAUUUAAGAAGGAAGGAAAGGAAGAACUUAUAGGUAUGAUUAGCUAUACAAAGAAUAAAACGAUAUCACGUUGUCCACAAACAGUGAAAACAGAUCAAGUAAAAUAGUUUAUUACAAGAAUAAUAUAUAGAAGAGUUUGUUACUAGAAUAAAAUUGUUUAUUACUAGAAUAA